AUGGUUGAAGAUCGACAAUCAACAGAAAAUUCAUCAGCUACUGAUGAUAAUGCUAAAACAGAUUAUCGUUUAUCAUUACCAUCAUCUUCCCAAAUACAUACAUAUCGACUAAAUAUAAAUUCGACAAUAAGUGAAAGUAGAAAAAAAUUCUUAUCUCGUAUUAUAACAAUUGUUGCCAUAUUUCUUCUUGUUGUUUGUAUUUUACUUGUUACAUUAACACUUCGUCUUGCACAUAAAAUUGAUGAACUUGUUCGUCUUAAACAACUUAUGCCAAAACCAAAUACAUUUUUAAUUAUAUCAACGACAACAACGACAACAACAGUAGCGACAACAAUUACAACAAAUAAUCCCAUUCAUAGGCGACGAUUAUUGUCUUCGUUUUUUACUUCCAUUACUAAUUGA
Rotaria socialis is the source of this 402-nucleotide messenger RNA. NCBI's taxonomy places the organism in Eukaryota, Metazoa, Rotifera, Eurotatoria, Philodinida, Philodinidae. The record is from the annotation of a GenBank genome assembly.